CGGACUGGAUGCACCAUCUCACGCUCCGGGAAUGGGAUCUUUACUGGGUUCAAAGAAAAACUUCCAGUUCUUUCGAGUUUACGCUCUGCAGAAGCUACUUUUCAAACUGCGGGGAUAGUUGUUACUGCAGGUGCAGGUUGACAGCAACAAAGGGCCACUGGCCAAUGAUCUCCAAGGCGCACCAGAAGUUGUCUGAUUGUCAAGGAAUGAGUACAGCACCAUAAAGUGCUCUCUUCUCAGUUUGAUUGUUCAGAUAUUCCUGCAGUUUUAUACCAAAGUUACUUCAACCGAGGCGCGCGUAAAAAUAUUUGUGCGUAAAGUUGGAGUUUUUGCGGACGGUUCUAGUGGGCAGCUUAUGCAAGAACGUGUAAAAGACCGCAAAUUGGUUAAAUAUUAAAUCUCUGAGAAGUGUUUGUACACUGACAGCCAUGGCAAAAUGGUUCAGAGAUUUUCCCAUUAAUCUGAAGAACGGAAAUGAAAGGGUCCGCUCGGCCUCUGAGUCUGGUUCACAAACUCGACCGAAACCUUCGUUUUCUCGAGAUAGCUUGAAAGGAAAUCAACGUAAGGAUGGAGGAGUGGGGGCUUUGUUAGUAGGGAGAAAUAGGAAAAAUUCGGCCACAGAAUUGGGUCGUAACAACACAGGUUCUGGUGGGACAGUGUGGGAAAGUCUCACAAAUGGAAAAGGUCGCAAGAACUCCAAGAUCGAGACUGGGACAUCAGAUGAGAACCGCCAGGUCAGGACCUCUAGUCUGGCGCAAGCGUACAUCAGCAGGAUGAUCAAAGUGGACAAGCAAGACAAAACCCCCAAACUCAACGGGAUAAGUGAACAGAAGCUGCCUGAGAACGAGAAAGGAAGGUCUGACAUCAAGACAACGCUGAUCAUCCUGGAGGACUACGCAGAUCCUUUUGAUGCUGAGAAAACCAAGGAGCAGAGAGAAGCUGAGAGAGCAGGAGUGAAUGAUGGGUACAUGGAGCCCUAUGAUGCCCAAGUCAUCAUCACAGAGGUUCGUAGACGCGGCUCCAAAGACCUCCUGAAAGUGUGCGUUCUGCUGGACCGAGGCCAUGGAGAGUCGAAGGGAGAAGAGGGCAAGCCCGCGCCUCCGAACAUCUACGACACACCGUAUGAGGGUGAACUGGAGGGUGAUAGUGAGGGGGUGUGGAUCCCUGUCACACGGCCAGAGUCUGACAUCCGCCCUGCUGGAGAGUAUGAACGGCCCUGGGAGUGGAGAAAGGAGGACAUUGUUAGAGCACUGUCAGCUCAGUUUGAGGCAGGGGAUUGUUCUCUCAGUAAAGAGAACGGUUCAACCUCCAGCCGCCAGCAGCAGCAACACACCCUUAGACAGAAGAACUGGAACCACAAAACGCUUGUCUCCUCUCCUCCAUCCUCCUCCUCUUCUCCCUCCUUUCCUUCCUCUCCUAUCCUGAAACUUUCCCCUCUCACAUGCCCAUCUCCCUCUUUCCCCACCCUUAAACUCUCACCCCUCUCACCCUCCUCCAGCCUGAACAAACUCUCCCCUCCAUCUCCUACCUCUCCUGGUGCCCCACUGGAUGGGGAUGCAGCCAAAGUGGACCCCAGUCUGCCCCUGGAGAAGCAGAGCUGGUACCAUGGCAGUGUGAGUCGGCAGCAGGCUGAGGCUCAGCUGCAGCGCUGCAGGGAAGCCAGCUUCCUGGUGAGAGACAGCGAAUCAGGAACCAGCAAGUACUCCAUAGCUCUGAAGACCAGUCAGAGUUGUGUGCACAUCAUUGUGGCCCAGACUAAGAGCAGUAAGGGCUUGGGCUACACACUGGAUCAGAGUAGCUGUGUCUUCUCCAAUAUCCCUGAACUGGUUCACCACUACUGCACACACAGACUGCCUUUCACUGGAGCCGAGCACAUGACCCUGCAGCAUCCUGUGCCCAGGCCACACUGAACAUGCGCAAAGGAAAAACAAACUCACCGGGACACAAGCACACAUGCGCAGGCACAAGCCGAGACAUGUAUGACACAUUUAUGCACAAAUGCGCACAGACACACACAUAAACUUGUUAACACACAUGUAUACAUACAUACUCAAAGAUAUGCUGCUUUAGAUUGACCUGUGCACCAACUUGACAAGUUUUGUAGCUCUUCUGAGCGCCACCUAGUGGUCAAAAUCAGACACUACAACAAACACUGAUCACAUUGUUACAGUGUUGUUUCCAAUCUAAAAUUAACAACAACAAAACACUAAUACACGUGCACACACACACACACACACACACACACAAAGCCACCCUGAAUGUACUUGUAGUUAAAGGAAAACCAUCUCUUCUUCCACAGCCUGGUGUAUUUGCGCCACUGUUUUGUCCAUUGAUUCCACAGACCCACUCUCUAGCAGGCAAUCGCCAUUGAUUUGUGUAAUACUUGCAAUGAUGCACAUGAAGCACUGCACUUGCAAUAACCAAUGUGAUAUUUGAAGUAAGUGGAGAGGCUUAUACGAUAUGAUACCCUUACACCGAAGUGCUGACAUCAUCAAUUAGCACCAUUCCAUCCAGUUGGGUCUUGGGCUGUAGGAUCAAUACACCCAAUCGGAAUAUAUUCAUUCAUCCAUCUGACACGUCAGUCAGGUUAUUGAUCUAUCCUGAAAGUCAGGCUGAUUAUCCAACCGCUCUGUCAAGAGAAAGAGCUUUAAUGAUUAGAUGAUUAGAACUAGUGUAGAGGGAGAGGCCUGACAACAUUACACUAUCCAGUCAGCAAAAUUGUUUUGAGUGUGUGUCAGUGUGCAAGUAAAUAUGUCAAUAUCUGGCCCAAUAAUGUGCCAUCAGUGUACUCUAAAUAUGAGGAAUUUAUGAUUAAAAAGAUAUCUUAUUGUGAAUGAACUCAAAAAUGUACCUGCUGUAUGCAUAAAUGAUGUAUGUAUGAAGUGAUAGUUGGACAUUGUCAGAUUUUUUUACAUCAACCACACAGUGAUGUGGGCUGUAUAUUAUUGUUGUAAAACAUUUAUUCAGUAAAUAAAACAAAAUUCAU
This is a messenger RNA of Toxotes jaculatrix (banded archerfish), 2986 nucleotides long. RefSeq names its product Src homology 2 domain containing E (gene she). The record is from RefSeq and is a predicted model, not a curated record. The transcript is spliced from 6 exons. The coding region runs from base 429 to 1910 and encodes 493 amino acids. Gene Ontology annotation, molecular function: phosphotyrosine residue binding. Lineage: Eukaryota; Metazoa; Chordata; Actinopteri; Toxotidae.